This is a messenger RNA of Diaporthe citri, 993 nucleotides long. RefSeq lists its product as uncharacterized. Bases 1 to 993 code for a protein of 330 amino acids. NCBI's taxonomy places the organism in Eukaryota, Fungi, Ascomycota, Sordariomycetes, Diaporthales, Diaporthaceae. The transcript has 4 exons. The record is from RefSeq and is a predicted model, not a curated record.
AUGAUACAGAGCGGCAGCCUUAGACGCAGCGCGCGCCUUGCAGCUCUCGGGCAGAAGCGACGUGGCCGUCGCUGGAUUGGCAUCAUAUACCUGCCCCCGGAACUGCGACAAAUGGUCGUGCGCGAACUCAUUCACGCGGCAAAAGGACCCGAGGUGUACGUGGGUAAAGGCAGUCGCCUUCCGGUGCUGAUGGAACCCAUCAUCGAUACCCGCAGCGUACCACUUUUCCACAGCUCAGUCACCGACACCAUGGAAAUCGGCUUUCCCCGUGACUAUUCGCAUUUGCCUACCCACCAUGAACAGAGCUGGGCCCCGGCUUAUCGCAAACUCCGACCACUGAUGGCUUGCAAGGGCCUCUAUUACGAAGCGACCGCUAUUUUCUUCCGAGAGAAACAUUUUGUUCUGGGCAGAAUCCUACUGAAGCCAGAGGUUGGGCGGUCCUUGGAGGCCGCGAGCCUCGUGGACAGUUUGCCAAAUCCUGGAAUCAACCCAAGGAAGAAUGUGAACUCAACUGACAAGAGAUCCAAAGGCUCCACCUAUGCGCAUGCGUGGCUCCGACGGAUCGGCCAGCGGAAUCAAGUCAACCUUCGAAAUAUCCGACUGAAGAUACAUAAAGAGUUAACGUCCACAGGAGGCCUCAACGCUAGCGGUAGUCUCUGGUUCGAAGUUCUCAAGAAGCUCGCACGCUCAGCUCGUGAUCUCAGGGUCCUCGGCUUCCAAUUCGAUGAUGAUGUUGACCUUUGGCGAUGCUCCUUGUUGCGUUCUUUCCUGCGAAUGAAGAGUUUUCAGAGACUGGAUCAGAUUGACUUCUUCCACUGCCUCCUUCCAUCGAGGAUAAGGUCAGAGGAGUUCCUGGCCAUGAUUGCCACAUCAACAGGCUGCGCCUCCAUCCGCUGUUUAGAGCUUUCUGACACGGAAGAGAGAGGAUUUAGACUCAUUCGGAGAGCCUCCCAUGGCAACAACGGACAGAUACUUUUAUCAGAAGAGAUUUAG